UUUGCUGUGAAAACAAUUCGUAAACGUUGUUAUUAUUGCCAAAGAGCUUGCAUUCGUCCAACUUGUUAAGUCAUUUGUUAAUACAAAUUUUGUAAAUAUUUGUGUAAGUGUGCAACUAGGCUAGGAUGGUUGCAUGUGCGCCUAUUAUUACCAAUUGAUUGUGCCGUACAUGAUAAUAUAAUGCGUGCAUAUAUGUCUACGUAUAACGCUCUUUUCAUGUACUUAUAACAAUAGUUACAAAUUUUACAUACUCAUGAAUAGCAUAACGACAAAAGAUUCUUUACUCUUCCGUUGAACCUGUAAAACAUGGGAGAGAAAUUUUGCCCGAAAAUUGCCAAAAAUUAAAAAAUACUUCCAUACGCUUAUAUCCGCGGGAGAGUGUGCUUAUGUAUAUGUGCGUAAAUAACGAAAAGUGUGGAAAAUGUUAUAAUAGCUACAUGCACAUAUAUAUAUAUAUAUUUUGCUGCAGCCAUACAUUAAUAUAAGCGCCCAACUAACGUUCAUUCUAAGAACGUAUUUUCAACAACCGAGCAAACGGACCAAACCGACCAAACAAAAGUAAUGUAACCCACCAGUACUACUAACACUACAUAUAUAUAUAUAUUUAUGUAUAUGCGUAUAUAUACAUGGACACUCGUUAACUAUGUAAACGUGCUUGCGCGUAUAUAUAUGCGUUCGUGUGUGUAUGUAUUGCAUUGAUUGUAAGAAAGAGAAGGAGAAAAGAAAAAAAGAAAAAGAAGUGAGAGAAAGAUAUAUAAAUUGAAGUGAAAAUAUAAAAGCCGGCUUUUAUGUUCCGCCUGAAGGUACUUUUGUUUUAAAUUUACAAAUGCCAAAGUGUAUCAUCGAUACAGUUACUGCUGCAACUAAUAAUAAUACAGAUAUUCAGUCAGGCAAAGUUGACCAAACAACUAGCCAGGCAUCUAGACAGUUAGUCGACCGGUCGCUCAAUCAAUCAGCCAACAUACGACGUUACGGCAUAGCUACGUUUCGUUCUAUUGUGUGCAGUUGCAUUAUUUGUGUGUUGUUUGUGUGUUUGUGUAUGUUAUCAGUGAAUAUAUAGUAACAUAUCUAUUUUCACACACUUGUACAUACACGCAAACAAACACAUACACACACGCAUACAUCACAAUAAAAUACACACACAAACACAAUGUCCUUGUGCCCUUCAGGAUUAAUCGCUUAUUCAGCAAUCGUUUUGCUUUGUACUUCCGGAAUUAGGGCUAGUUGGGAGGAAUGGUGGACAUACGAUGGUAUAUCCGGACCUAGUUUUUGGGGUCUUAUCAACCCGCAAUGGAAUAUGUGCAAUAAAGGCCGACGCCAAUCACCCAUAGAUGUUGUACCCGAUAAACUUUUAUUCGAUCCAUUUCUACGUCCUCUGCAUAUAGACAAACACAAGGUUUCCGGUACACUACACAAUACAGGUCAAUCGCUUGUCUUUCGUGUUGACAAAGAUACCAAGCAGCAUGUAAAUAUAUCAGGAGGUCCUUUGGCAUACAAGUAUCAAUUUGAAGAGAUUUACAUACACUAUGGCACGGAAAAUACACGAGGAUCAGAACAUUACAUUCAGGGUUACAGUUUUCCAGGAGAAAUACAAAUAUAUGGCUUCAAUAAGGAACUGUAUCAUAACAUGUCGGAGGCUCAACACAAAUCUCAGGGUAUUGUUGGCCUCUCGUUAAUGGUGCAAAUUGGCGAGACACCAAAUCCCGAGUUGCGUAUCAUAACGAGCACUUUUAAUAAGGUGCUCUUUAAAGGAUUUUCUACACCAAUACGACAUUUAUCAGUACGCGCCCUACUGCCAAAUACAGACCAUUAUAUAACAUAUGAAGGAUCCACAACGCAUCCAGGCUGCUGGGAGAGCACUGUAUGGAUCAUAAUUAAUAAGCCGAUUUAUAUAACUAAGCAAGAGUUGUACCAACUGAGACGGCUUAUGCAGGGUUCAGAAACCACCCCAAAAGCUCCUUUAGGUAAUAAUGCGCGGCCAGUGCAAAACCUUCACCAUAGAACUGUUAGAACUAAUAUAGAUUUUAAGAGAAACAAGAAUCAAAAUGUUUGUCCCACCAUGUAUAAAGAUAUGUACUAUCGUGCGAAUCGUUGGUCACCAGACACGGGUUUACUGAUUCGUUGACCUUUUUUGUAUGAAAACAAUCAUUCAACUAAAAACAAUUACAACGGUAGAAAAGCAAAAAUGUCUACCUUAUCCGUUACCGAUGAUCAG
Glossina fuscipes is the source of this 2215-nucleotide messenger RNA. It is a transcript of the gene CARPA, whose product is annotated as carbonic anhydrase-related protein 10. Bases 1151 to 2125 code for a protein of 324 amino acids. The record is from RefSeq and is a predicted model, not a curated record. Lineage: Eukaryota; Metazoa; Arthropoda; Insecta; Diptera; Glossinidae. The transcript has 8 exons. Gene Ontology annotation, molecular function: zinc ion binding; carbonate dehydratase activity.